AUGUCCUCAAUAGUUCUUCUGGUUGGUCAGUGUGGCAAUCAAGUGGGACAUGAACUAAUGGGUUUGAUUGACAAGAGUGACACCCACCCAUUAAGUCACAGAGAUGGCAAAUUACGUUGUGUCUGUGUGGACAGUGAAUCUAAGGUCAUUAGGCAUAAUUACCGUGAAGAUACAAGAUCUAGCAGUUUGUACAGAGAAGCCAACUUGAUUGUCGGCCAAAGAGGACGAGGAAAUAACUGGGCACUGGGUUACCACGGAUUAAGUGGAGAGACAGAAGAUGUGUCACUGUUAAAUCGCUCCAUGGAAACUUUGCGAAAGGAAGUAGAGAGAUGUGAUAACUAUGCUGGUAAGAGACUAUCUGGUCUCAUCAAGGUUGUGCUCUAUCAGCGCACGGUGGUUCCUAAUGCCUAACAUUUGUUCACAGACAAGAAUAUCUAAGGUUUUGCAUAGGAUUUCACAUGUUCAAAACACUUGCUCCCUUCAAUUUUUCUCAGAGCACAGCCUUGGGUUUCAUAGUUUUGUUAGGCUGCUUAGUGAGUGGAUUGCCACUCACAGGGCUGUCAACCACCCACGUCUUCAAAUAUUGAGAAUAACAUUGAUAGGGAAGGGAUGAUAGAUGUAAUCAUAACACCUAAUUACUCCGAUUGUCACAAAUUUGCAAUGACAGAAAAUGCAAGGAAACCAAUCAGAUUAUUAUAUUACAAAGGCAUGCCAGAGUUGAUGAGGAAAAGUUCAAUGUUAACAUUAAAAGAGCUCCAACAAUGCAAAGUAGUUGAAAUUUUGUUGUCGGAAAGUCGAGUCUACUGAAGAAAUGCCAAUCUUCAGCACUUAUUGGGGAGAUUUUUAUUCUCUAAUUUGGAGAUCGGGAGAUGUUGACAGCACUGCACUCAGGUGAACAAGCAUGUGAAUAUGCCAAUUCAGGGCUCAGAUCAGAAAGAUCUUGAAUUCUAUCUUGUCCUUUGGACUAGCUUCCCUCAUAUUUUGCUGGCCUGAAUCAUUGCUUGCUUGUCAUGAGGUAAUGAUUUAGUUAAAACAUGAUUUGCCUGGACCCUUGCCCUUUGAGCUGCAAGUGAGCUCGACAAGUUACCUUCCCAGCAAGACAAUCUACUGGUCCCAGACAAGCAGACUAGACUUUUUUCUAGCCUUGAAUUGUAUAUUGGCUAAGGAAAAAUGAAGCCCCGGCAUUCACAUCUUGCCCACUCCACUGGCUAAAAAAGGAAAGCUGCCAUUUUAAUAUUGCUGUUUGCACACAACAUAACCUGUUUCCUAAAUAAAACAUUACCAAACCAGCCAGCUGGCUAUUUACAAGCGUGGCCGAGGAUUUGAACUCGGGACUACAUGAACAAAUCCAGCUAGCAGUAAGGGCGGGAUUUGAACUGGGGGCCUCCAAAUUCCAAGUCCGGUGCUCUAAGCACUCGGCCACGCUGUCUCCUCACUUUCAUCUAAACGCUGUUUAUUGUGAAUGGUUUUAUGAAAGCAUAUAGCAUUGACUAGAACAGCAUUAAUCCCAUAAAGUAACCCACUUAAAAAGAUAUCUGGGGACUGUCCAAUGAUUUCUUAAACCAAGGCUUAAGUUAGACAAUGUUUAAAUAAGCAAUUCUUAGAGCCUGUAUGGUCAGUUGUCAUCUUAGAGAGUACUGCAUUGAUUUUACUCAAAACGUUUUAUCAUGGUUUUCUCUGCAAGGCACAAUUGUAGUCCAUAGUCUUACUGGUGGCACUGGGUCUGGACUGGGAUCACAUCUUGUGGAGAGAAUAAGGGACACAUACCCUUUGGCACAUGUCAUGUCUGUUGCUGUUUCACCUCAUUCAUCUGGUGACAGUCCACUGCAACAUUACAACUCACUUCUAAGCUUAGCAUCUCUACAGCGGUGAGUGUGGUAGUUUGAAUGCCUUUCUCUAAACAACUCAUAUUUUUAUUUGUACUGAAUAUGACUGAUCUCAAGUGUUAUCAAUAUCGUCAGUUAUCUUCACUCUCAAGGCCACUUUCUGACUACAAUAAUAUUUUAAAACUACUGUGAGUUGAAGUUUACGACAAGAAAUCAGACUUGUGCCAUCUGCCGAACUUUGACCAGUCAAACAUAAUAUUAUUUCAGCUAUGAACUCAAUAGUUAGAACCACCUUGUACAGCAUAAUAAACAGGACCACAGGAAAGUAAUGCUCAGUAGCUUUUAUUUGAAUGGGCAAACUUAAAGAUUUCUGUGACAGAAUCAAAAGUUAGAAUCACCUUGUACAGCACGAGAAACAUUACCACAGGAAAGCACUGCUGAGGGACUUUCAUUUUCGUCAAAAACUGUUGAUUUUGUCCCCUUGUAAGAUAACCCCCCCCCCCCCUGCACAACCUCCCUCCGUUUUCAAGGUGGUCUCGCAAGUUCCACCUCAUACCUCAGACUUCAUGAGGGUGUAAUAUAUUAACUUGCAGGGCGGCACUUACUACGGAGAAAAGCCUUAAUAAAAAAUGCAUAAAAUUUAUGCACUAUGCAUUUAAUGACCAUAAAUGAUCUUCUUCUUUCAGACAUGCAGACGGGGUGUUACUUUUCAACAAUGACGAUGUUCUUCAUCAUAUAACAUCACACAGUGGGCUAGUAUCACGACAUAAGCCAUCAGGCUCCAUCUCACUCAAAGAUAUGAACAGCUACAUUUCAGCAAGCCUUGCUGGAGUGUUACAACCCUUAGGCAAAAAGCCUAAACGGAUAAAGGGAAAACCCAAGGAAAGGGCAAGUCGAGUAAUGACAGACAUUAUGAAGGAUUCAAAAAGUGAGAAGUUUAGCUAUAGUGGAGCACGACCGAGAAAACAAGACAGUAUUUCUAAAAAGCUUUCGUUUUCUAUGGAUGACCCUCUGGGUAAAGAGGAUUUCAGUUUUAACUGGUCAGCAGUGACUGCUACUCCUCAGCGAAACUCCUCUGCCUCAUAUCUAUCUGAUGACUAUUCCGUAGAUACGCUUUCUUGCGUAACUGAUUUUGACUCUGGUGCCGAAAUGGCUAGACAACCCAGAUCGACUGCUUCAGCGCUGCUUCGCUAUCGGGGUAUCGUAAGCCCGCCAUCUUCAAAGACCAGGAAGUCGAACAUGAUUGACAGCUGUUUGUCAUCGCAGUUGUCAGCUGGAGUCUCAAGUGGCAAUGAACCAUGGGAAAUGCUCCGGUCUGUUUGCGCGGAACCAUCCAAAAAAUUUGCAACAGUGCAUCACCUGGCGAAGUUGAAGGUUACCUGGGAAGCACUCGCUCAAUCACUUAUUCACUCAAUACGUCGAUAUGACAGGCAAGGUAGCCAGUUUAGCACCCUAUGCUCUCUUCUCAUCGCCCGUGGAGACUAUGAGGGUUCCUUUGCAGAGGUGUCCACAAAAAUUGAAGAUAAAUUUCGACAGUCACUGGGAUGUGUGCAGUGGAAUCCUUUUCCAGUUGACUUUUGGAUAAGUGUGUAACCAGUUUCUUGUAAAUCACUAAAUAGCCUGCCAGCAAGCUCUCCAUUUCGAGCGGCGAGCCAAGGGCGCCACCUGCGCGUGACUUCCACCAAAUCCGCCAACAGAGAGGAGAAAUGUGACGUCAGGUUACCACGGUAGGAAAAUUUCUGGAUCACAACAAUCUUCUUGACAGAGACGGCCAUUUGCAUUGUCGAAAGAUGCAAGAAAAUUACGGGCUAGCGUUUUGUUCCUGAGUGUAAUCAUGGACAGGAAAGUCAUACAUGUCAACCUUUUCGCUAUUUUCUGUCAUAUCUGCAGGACCACGGUUUGUUGAGAUCCGGAAACCAACUCAACCAAGGGAACGUGAUGUAACGACUUUUUCUCUCUACUGAAGAGCUUGCUCGCAGGCUAACCACUAAAAAGUCAUCUUCAUUGAAUCUAGUCUGCACCUACCUCUUUCAACGCCUGCUACGCUGGCUACAUCGAAUCUUGCUGAAAUUGGGUCUCAGACAAGAACUUAAAAAAGAACUUAAAUAAAGACGUUUUUAAGCGCCGCACGUCAACCGGAACUGGACUCCUUGCAUUCUUGGGCAGUUGUUAUGCCCAAAUUUUCAGGUGAAUUGUCUCUAUGCGAGUAAAGAGACUUGAAGAUAUACAUUUAGUAGCGUCAAGGCAUAUUGAAAGAAAAAAGUCUCACUUGCGGUUGACGUUCGUCGCUCAAAAACGUCUUUGCUUAAUUACGUUCCCUAAUAGCCUGCACGGUAGCGGGCUGACUUGUGCGAGUUCGGGGAAAAUUUUGGAGACGGUGCGCGAGGAAUUUUUCCACGACCUUGCACGGGUAAGCCUGCUCGCAUGCUACAUGCACGGUGGUGUUUCGGCGUUCUUAAGCGCCUGAAAUACCGCACUUUCCCUUUCGAAACCCCUGUCAAGCAUGCUAAGAAGUUAAUUCAUUUCUGAACGUAUUAGGUCGUUUCGCCAUCGUCUUAUAUAUGUUAUUUGUCAUGUUUCUUUCUUAAAGUGUGAUUCACCAUUUUUUUAUAGGUCAGUAUAAUCCAGUGGGUCCUAAAGAUUCACAGUCUCUCACACUGUGCUUGAACUCCACAAAAAUAGUUGAGACACUAGAGGAUGUCAUGUCCAAGGCAAGAACAAUGUAUGACGCAGGUGCUUAUUUACAUUGGUUUUGGAAACACGGCUGUUCCAAGGUAAAGGCUGUAAAAAUUGAUUCAAAGUGGUUUCCAGCAACUGCGAUGACCUUCAUUGCAUUUAUUUAAGAUGAUUAUUUGUAGUAACGAGCUUUUUCUGUUGCUGCUCCGGAACUUUGGAAUAACUUACCGGAGGAUAUUAAAUCUGCAAACUCAAUUGAUGAUUUUAAACGCAAACUUAAAACAUUUCUUUUUAUGCGAACUUAUGAAUCGCGACGUUUUUAUUUGUUAUCUGAUUUUUUUAUCUGUUGUGUACAUUUAUCUAUUUUGUAUAGUUAGCGUCUAGUUUUAAUGUCAAUUUCUUGCGAUUAAUUUUUACUUUUUACUUCUAUCUAAUUUUUUGUAAACAGCGCCUUUGAAUCUUGUAGAAAAGGCGCUAUAUAAGUGGAUUAUUAUUAUUAUUAUUAGUUAAUACAAGUUUGACUGGAACAUUGAAAAAGAACUCCCCCGCUGAUCUGUCGGCCGACUGUCGGUAGACUGUCGACCAACAGUCGGGCGACGAACGGCAACAAACUGUCACAGUCGGCCGACAAACGGUUUUUUACCGUUGCAUGCCAGGUUCCUGACCGGCGUAAAUGCCCCCAAAAAAGAAAGACGAGGGAGAAGUAGUGCUGAAGACGACAAAGGGCAGUUUCAAUUUCUUCUUUCCAUAAAAGCGCAAAGAAAGGUGAGAAAAAAUUAGGAUGCGUUCUCCUUCGUUUAACGCAGUUCGUGAGUUGGCAAGCACGACGGCCGCAACACAAAACCAUUUAGGUGGAUAAACAAAACUUUGCCAUUGCACGUGCUUGUUGGAUCUUGGUUUAUUUAUCUACCGUUCUUUAAAAAGUGUGACCACGAUAUUUGUGACAAGGUGUGUUUCUUUUUUCAAUAACUGUAGAAUGAUUUCAUAGAUGCGUUUGACACGUUGGAGUCUGUUGUGGACGAUUACAAGCUUGCAGUGAGAUAA
This is a messenger RNA of Porites lobata, 5546 nucleotides long. NCBI's taxonomy places the organism in Eukaryota, Metazoa, Cnidaria, Anthozoa, Scleractinia, Poritidae. The record is from the annotation of a GenBank genome assembly.